This is a messenger RNA of Morus notabilis, 3122 nucleotides long. RefSeq names its product potassium transporter 4. The coding region runs from base 453 to 2801 and encodes 782 amino acids. The record is from RefSeq and is a predicted model, not a curated record. NCBI's taxonomy places the organism in Eukaryota, Viridiplantae, Streptophyta, Magnoliopsida, Rosales, Moraceae. Gene Ontology annotation, cellular component: membrane. The transcript has 9 exons. Gene Ontology annotation, biological process: potassium ion transmembrane transport; cell tip growth. Gene Ontology annotation, molecular function: potassium ion transmembrane transporter activity.
CACGGAUCCUUUUUGAUUUUGGUGAUUGGAAACAGGUGCACGCACCGUGGAAUAGGUCCUCUCUAGUCUCUCUAUGAUUAUCCAUUUGGAAACUUUAUUACCGAUUCGGAUUUCAUAUUCGACUUUCUUAUACAUGAUUGUUCUUUUCACAUAUGAAUAAAUUUGUUGCUGUCAGAAAAACAGACAUAGUAAAAGAAAAGAAAAGAGAGCAAUUGAAUUGAGUUUGGGGGCAGAAUCAAGAAAGAAAGAGCAAAGGAGACUGAGAUUAAAUUUGUGUGGAGAUUAAAAGAAAUGAGAUCACAUAAUAGUUUUGUCAGUCUCCUUCCUCCUCCAGUCCAGUGCGGGUCGUAGUUCAAUUAUUAUAUUACUAUAUUAUACAGAAGAGAAGAGAAGAGAAGAGAGAUCGCAUGAUAAUUAUACAUAAAUAACAGCAGCAGCAGCAUCAGGCAGAGAUGUCGAUGGAGUCCACUACUCUUCGGGUCCAGGUUUCGUGGACAAGUCUUUCGAGGAAUCUGAUAUUAGCGUAUCAGAGCUUCGGUGUGGUAUACGGAGACCUGAGUACUUCUCCUCUCUACGUUUACUCGAGCACUUUUGCUGGCAAAUUGGACAAGCACAUAAGCGAGGAUGCCGUCUUUGGUGCUUUUUCCCUGAUCUUCUGGACUCUCACUCUCAUACCCUUACUUAAGUAUGUCUUUGUCCUCUUGAGUGCCGAUGACAAUGGUGAAGGUGGCACUUUUGCUCUUUACUCGCUGCUCUGCCGGCACGCCAAGUUCAGUCUCCUUCCAAACCAGCAAGCCGCUGAUGAAGAGCUCUCCGCAUACAAGUACGGCCCCUCCUCAUCGCAGGUCCUCGCCUCCUCUCCCUUAAAGAGGUUUUUGGAGAAGCAUAAACGCCUGAGGACGGCCCUAUUGGUUGUGGUGUUGUUUGGUGCUUGCAUGGUCAUAGGAGAUGGUGUCCUCACUCCUGCAAUCUCAGUUCUUUCAUCAGUUUCGGGCCUUGAAGUUACAGAAAAGAAAUUGACAAACGGUGAACUUGUCUUGCUCGCUUGCGUUAUAUUGGUGGGUUUGUUUGCCCUGCAGCAUUGUGGUACGCACAGAGUAGCAUUUUUGUUUGCACCUGUCGUAUUAAUCUGGUUGGUAUCAAUCUUUUCCAUUGGGCUCUACAACACAAUACGCUGGAACCCAAAAGUUGUUUAUGGAUUUUCGCCCCAUUAUAUCAUCAAGUUCUUUAGGGAGACUGGUAAAGAAGGUUGGAUUUCUCUCGGCGGGGUCCUUCUCUCUAUAACUGGCACUGAAGCUAUGUUUGCGGACCUUGGUCAUUUCACUGCCUUGUCUAUUAGGCUUGCAUUUGCAUUUGUUGUUUACCCAUGUUUGGUAAUACAAUACAUGGGCCAGGCUGCUUUCUUGUCCAAAAACCCCGGGAUGAUUAAUUACAGUUUCUAUAAUUCGAUACCUGAACCUGUAUUUUGGCCGGUCUUUGUUGUCGCUACACUUGCAGCUAUUGUUGGCAGUCAGGCUGUCAUAACCGCUACUUUCUCCAUUAUCAAGCAAUGCCAUGCCCUUGGUUGCUUCCCUCGGGUCAAAGUUGUCCACACCUCGAAACACAUAUAUGGCCAGAUCUACAUCCCAGAGAUCAACUGGAUACUGAUGAUCCUUACUCUUUCCAUAACCAUUGGAUUUCAAGAUACAACUUUAAUUGGGAAUGCUUAUGGACUUGCUUGCAUGACGGUUAUGUUCGUCACAACAUUCCUUAUGGCGCUUGUGAUCAUCUUCGUUUGGCAGAAAAGUAUAAUGCUAGCUGCAGUUUUCCUUGUGUUCUUUUGGUUAGUCGAGGGCGUUUAUUUAUCUGCAGCAUUCAUAAAAGUGCCUCAGGGAGGGUGGGUCCCCCUUGUGCUAUCAUCCAUAUUUAUGGUCGUCAUGUAUGUCUGGCAUUACGGGACGCGGAGGAAGUAUAACUUUGAUCUGCACAACAAAGUGUCGCUGAAGUGGUUACUUGGCCUGGGCCCCAGCCUUGGUAUUGUCCGUGUUCCCGGAAUAGGCCUCAUAUACUCGGAAUUGGCAACUGGAGUUCCGGCAAUAUUCUCUCACUUUGUAACAAACCUCCCGGCAUUCCACAAAGUGUUGGUUUUCAUUUGUGUCAAAUCAGUCCCGGUUCCUUAUGUUUCGCCCGAGGAAAGAUUCCUCAUCGGUCGGAUUUGUCCAAGACCCUAUCGUAUGUACAGAUGCAUUGUCAGGUACGGGUACAAGGACAUUCAACGAGACGAUGGGGACUUUGAGAACCAGCUAAUACAGAGCAUAGCGGAGUUCAUCCAGAUGGAAGCAGUAGAACCACAGUUUUCAGGCUUCGAGAGCUCGUCGUUGGACGGGAGAAUGGCCGUCAUAAGCACCAGAAGUUUGCAGUCGAGCUUGAGCAUGGCGGUGUCCGAGCAAGAGGAUCCUGGCGUGAGCAGUUCCAUUAUUCAGAGCAGCAAAUCUCCGACCCUCCAGAGUUUACGCUCGGUCUAUGAUGAUGAGAACCCACAGACGAGGAGACGCCAAGUAAGGUUUCAGUUGCCCUCAGACCCUGGAAUGGAUCCCGCAGUUAGGGAGGAGCUGAUGGAUUUGAUCCAGGCCAAAGAAGCGGGCAUCGCGUAUAUAAUGGGGCAUUCGUAUGUGAAGGCAAGGCGCUCAUCAUCAUUUCUGAAGAAGCUUGUGAUCGACAUUGGAUAUUCUUUUCUGCGGAAGAACUGCCGGGGCCCAGCCGUGGCGCUUAAUAUUCCGCAUAUCAGUCUGAUUGAAGUUGGCAUGAUAUACUAUGUCUAGUCCCCCCCGUUUUUGAGGGAAUUUUCUAAAUGCUGAAAGGUUUGACUUGACAGGGUUAUAUAUAUAUAUAUAUAUAUUGAGCCUGCCAGGUAUGAAGAAAGGAAUAGAACUAGAAGAAGUAGUUCAAGGAUGAAGAGAUGAUUUGUAGGAUAUAAUUGGUAGCAGAAACUUGGUUAAAAGAAGCACUCUUUUUUCUUUGCUUCUGGUGGUCCUCCGGUUUGGCUAAUGUGUAUAUAGAAUCCAUCAGAUGGCAUUCAUAUGUAUUCCACCUUUCAGGAAUUCACCAGAUGGCUCCAAUGUAUAAACUUUUCUUAUUUCUUC